GGGAACCAGUAAAACAAAAGGGAAAAAGGCGGGCAGCAGCCCUGCCACUUCAGCGGUGACCUCAGAAGACGAAAGUCCCAACCCUCUUUCUCCUUCUAGCUAUAGAUAUUCUUUUCCUUGUCUUGCCUAACUCCAUCUCUAAUCUCUACCUCUAAAUCUCUCGCAACACAUCCAAAGAUUGCACGAAAUGGAGGCCAUCGAGGAUGUCGUGAUCAUCGGCGCCGGAAUAGCGGGGCUUGCGACAGCUUUGGGACUCCACAGGAAGGGAGUGAGGAGCUUGGUGUUGGAGUCGUCGGAGACGCUGAGGGCGGCGGGUUUCGGGCUGUCGAUAUGGACCAACGCUUGGAGAGCACUGGAUGCGCUUGGGGUGGGUGACUCUCUCCGGCAGAGUCAUGUCCGCCUACGAGGAGUGACCGCUAUUUCUGCCACUUCUGGAGCUAGAGCUUCAAACUCGGCAUUUAUGGCACAAGGGAAGAGUGGAGAGCAUGAAGUUCGCUGCUUAAGGAGGAAUAUGUUGUUGGAAACCUUAGAAAAGGAGCUACCACGCGGCACAGUUAGAUUCUCUUCGAAAGUUGUUGCAAUUGAGGAGGAUGGCUACUUUAAGCUCUUGCAUUUAGCAGAUGGCUCCACAGUUAAAACUAAGGUCUUGAUAGGUUGUGAUGGAGUGAACUCAGUGGUAGCAAAAUGGUUGGGCCUAAACAAACCAAUAUUUACGGGGCGUUCCGCUUCAAGAGGUUUUGCUGAGUUUCCUAAUGGCCAUGGAUUCAAACCCGAGGCUAUGCAAUGUUUUGGAGAAGGCUUUCGUACAGGUGUAUUGCCUUGUAACGAGAGAAUUGUUUAUUGGUUUUUUACUUGGACUCCCUCCGAGAAAGAAAAGGAAGUGGAAGAAAGUCCAACGAAAAUGAAACAAUAUAUGUUGAGUAAGUUGAAGCAUUCCAAGGUACCAGAAGAACUCAUACAUGGUAUAGAAAUAAGUGAACUCAGUGAUCCAGUCUCAGCUCCAUUAAGAUACAGAUGGCCAUUUUCUUUGUUGUGGGGGGAUAUAAGCAAAGGAAAUGUUUGUGUGGCCGGAGAUGCAUUCCAUCCCAUGACCCCUGAUUUAGGUCAAGGAGGUUGCUCAGCACUUGAAGAUAGCAUUGUUUUGGCCAGAUGCUUAGGUGAAGCCCUUCUAGGGGAACACGAUGGAGGAGCUAAAGGAGAGUACGACAAAAUUAAGGAGGGCUUGGAGAAGUAUGCUAAGGAGAGGAGAUGGAGAAGCUUUCAGUUGAUUACUAUAGCAUAUGUCUUGGGUCGUAUACAACAAAGUGAGAGUACAAUCGUGGGUUAUCUAAGGGACAAAUGGUUGUCUGGUACAAUGUCUAGGUUGCUCUUAGAAAGAGCUGAUUUUGAUUGUGGAAUGCUUUAAAGCUAUUAAUAUUGAGUUCCUUUAUGUCAUAAUGUAAUUGGAGGUGUUGUAGAAUUAUUAAUCGGUAUUUUUAUUUAUGCAGCAGAAUUUAAAUAAAAAGCUCUUUUUUGGGGUAUUAGUAGGCUAA
This is a messenger RNA of Elaeis guineensis (African oil palm), 1532 nucleotides long. Its product is annotated as monooxygenase 2. The record is from RefSeq and is a predicted model, not a curated record. NCBI's taxonomy places the organism in Eukaryota, Viridiplantae, Streptophyta, Magnoliopsida, Arecales, Arecaceae. Gene Ontology annotation, molecular function: FAD binding.